Molecule: messenger RNA, 1584 nt
Organism: Alternaria ventricosa
Lineage: Eukaryota; Fungi; Ascomycota; Dothideomycetes; Pleosporales; Pleosporaceae
Exons: 2
Coding region: 1-1584 (527 amino acids)
Source: RefSeq, a predicted model, not a curated record
AUGUCUACCGAUGUACGCGCUGAGACAGCGGUGACAGGUGCCAUGUCGCAUAUCAACAGCUUCCUGCAUCCACAAGCAGUCGUUAUCGACGACUCGGUGUCCGAAGAUGCAUUUUUCGUGCGAGGCAUGCGAAGUAAAACUGGUGCGCUAAAGAUGCCUCUUGUCGAAGUACCCAAGGAUAGAUUGGAGGACUUUGCCUGGGUCUCGCGACUUGACGCCGGCUCGCUCAAGCACUGGCACGACCCCACUGUAGACAUUCUGAUUCAAGUCCCGUCAGGCUCAUCCAGUGUUCUUCGAUUACUGGAGUCGAUUAAAGAUGCUGAUUACGGCGGUCUAACGUUGCCCCGCAUCACGAUCGAGCUACCAGCCGAGCUCGAUGUAUCCGUUCAGGAGCACAUAGAAAGCUUCAAAUGGCCCCCAAAGAGUGACAACCCAACGGGCGGAAGCGGUCUCAGCAUCAGACGGCGCAUCUCAACCCACCGCCAUGAUCAAGAGGAAUCGGCGAUACGUUUCUUGGAGUUGUUCUACCCCGCAAGCACAACCAAUUCGCAUGUGCUACUGCUCUCACCGCAGGCUCAGCUAUCGCCACAGUACUUCCACUUCGUCAAGUAUGCGUUGUUGGAAUACAAAUACUCUACUUACGGUGCAGAAGAUAACGAAAAGCUCAUGGGCAUGAGCCUGGAGUUACCACCGAUGCUAUUAGAUGGCAAGACGAAGUUGGAGGCUCCUUCGACCGACGACAUGCACACGGAUCGGUACAAGAAGUUGUAUCCUGACGCUAAGAGCGUGCCUUACAUGUGGCAGGCUCCGAACAGCCAUGCCGCGUUGUUGUUGGGGGACAAAUGGGCAGAGUGGCAUUCAUUCCUCAGCAACCGUGUUGUGAAACAUCAGCAGUCGGUCAAGUCGACAUCUCGGGAAAAGUUGGUGUCUGAGACACUUCCAGCAUGGACAGAGUACAUGCUCGAGUUUAUGCGCGCGCGAGGUUAUUCGCUCCUGUAUCCCGCAGCGAUGGAAAAUGCACUGGUUCCCAUCCACAACGAGUUGUAUCACAUCCCCGAGGAAUUCUCCGCAACUACCUCUGAGGACGGGAAAGAAAGUCCAACCAUACCGAAGGAGACAGAUGCACCGUUCCUGCGCGCCGACACACCACCCAAGCCACCCCAAAACCCCGAACCGCCAGUCAUCCCAGGCUCAGUGCCCCUCCACCAAGCGCUGCCUUUCAAAGGCGACCUCCCUGAGAUACCUCACCUGCCCCACCUUCUCUAUGAUGGGAAACCGAUUGCUCCCGCAAAUGUAUCUACCGUGGCGAAAGAAUAUGCUGACUUGUUCCGCACAGAGGUUGGAGGCUGCAAGAUACCCAAAGGCAAGCAUAAGAAGAUUGUUGCGGGUGAAGCUAGCGAUUUGUUCUGCUUUGGAGACGAGGAUGGUAGUGACUGGGUGGAUGAUGAGACGAGAGAGGUGGAGAUGUUUGAUGCGCCGAUUGAUGAUGAAUUGGAGAAGUUGAUUGAGGAUGCGCUACCUAUUGCGACGUCGACGAGGGAGAGGACGAUCACGAGACCUACAGCUGAAAGUGAAGAACCAUGA